This is a messenger RNA of Lentinula edodes (shiitake mushroom), 683 nucleotides long. RefSeq lists its product as uncharacterized. The transcript is spliced from 3 exons. NCBI's taxonomy places the organism in Eukaryota, Fungi, Basidiomycota, Agaricomycetes, Agaricales, Omphalotaceae. The record is from RefSeq and is a predicted model, not a curated record. The coding region runs from base 135 to 638 and encodes 167 amino acids.
UGGCGGUUCUUCUUUGCGCCCACACACGCAACUUUUCUUCGUCGUUGCCUUUCUAUCGGCUGGUCCGGUGAAAUAGGUCAUACACUCGAGUUCUUCCAUCGACCUUUUGACGCUACAUUCCAACAACUAAAGCCAUGCGAACCUACAAUACACUUAUUCCUUUCGUGACUCUCGCUGUUGCGCUUGCGGCGAACGCUGCUCCCCCUACGUACUCUUCGAGUGAGGGUUCCUACACUCACACAGCCUUAAUCAGGGAUGCUAUGUCUCCCGACGGCUUCGUUGAGGCACGCGGCUUCGCCGACGACGAUCGCUACCUGUUCGAGCGUUCACCUCCUUCUUCCUCUGAUGCUCCUCCUCCUCCUCCCAGCGGCGUUCAGGACACUUCCCCGGGCGGUGCUACGUCUCCAGCUGCUGUGCCUGGAUCUUUGUUCUCUGGUCCAUCUCCUUACGCCCCACCAACAAAACCUCUUUCUCCUAUCCCUCAGGGAUCUCCUCAAUUUCGUCGUGAAGCAGCUCAGGAACACCACAAUUCACCAGCACCGGAAGGGGAAAAGAAGGAGCCUCUUAAUCAGCAGAAAGUGGAGGAGCCUCACCAUACGGGGGAUUCGCAGCCGCUGGAAUGGGUGCUGGUGCAUUGAUAACCGGACUAGGUUUGAUGCAUGCAGGAAGUAAGGAAUCAUCUC